CAAUCUUAUCUCACCAUGCCUAACCCCAUGUAUUGCUAUAACGGGUCCAAGAAUUGUCGAUCCCAUCUGGCGUCCACCUAUGGUUCAAGAGCCCACAUCACUACACGUGUUAUCUUCUCGCUUUGCAUGCCGUAUGCCCUCUUUCUAUAUACCCUUAAACCAAGUACUCCUCCAAGCAGUCAAGCACCUUCGAUAUUCUCGUUAUCUAAUACUCAGCUAACGAUGGUCUCUCGUAUCAUAUGCUUCACUCUUGUAUUGGUGACUGUGGUUGCUCUAUCUUAUGGAGCUGCCGGAAGAGGAAGUUCUGGUGGUCAAAAGUGGCGGUGGGGGUGGGACCCGUUGAUCCGGUCGCCGGUGGAUGCGGAACAAGAGGUGGAUGAACAGAUGACCAACGGCACAAAGUGGGCAGUACUUGUUGCUGGUUCGAAAGGAUAUGGAAAUUACCGGCAUCAGGCAGAUGUUUGUCAUGCUUAUCAAGUACUUAAAAAGGGAGGUUUGAAAGAUGAAAACAUAGUUGUAUUCAUGUACGACGAUAUUGCAAAAAGUGAAAUGAAUCCAAGGCCCGGCAUCAUUAUCAAUAGCCCAAAAGGUGAAGACGUCUAUGCCGGUGUGCCGAAGGAUUACACUGGAAAGAAUGUCACCGUAGAUAAUUUGUCUGCCGUGCUUCUUGGUGACAGAAGUGCUGUAAAAGGUGGAAGUGGGAAGGUUGUCGAUAGCAAACCGGAGGAUCGGAUCUUUCUUUUCUACUCUGAUCAUGGAGGUCCUGGAGUGCUUGGAAUGCCUAACGAGCCUCAUCUUGUAGCAAAAGACUUGGUAGAUGUCUUGAAAAAGAAACAUGCCAUGGGUACAUAUAAGGAAAUGGUUAUAUACUUGGAAGCAUGUGAGAGUGGAAGCAUCUUCGAAGGCAUACUUCCGGAAGACCUUAACAUAUAUGCCACGACAGCAUCGGGGGCUCAAGAGAAUAGUUAUGGAACAUAUUGUCCCGGGACGGAACCUUCUCCACCGCCUGAGUAUAUAACUUGCUUAGGAGAUCUAUAUAGUGUUGCUUGGAUGGAAGAUAGCGAGACUCACAACCUGAAGAAAGAAUCUCUCGAACAACAAUUCAACAAGGUGAAGAAAAGGACAUCUAAUUCCAAUACUUACAAUACUGGUUCACAUGUCAUGGAAUAUGGAUCCAAAGACAUUAAACCCGAGAAGGUCUAUUUGUAUCUAGGAUUUGAUCCAGCAACAGUAAACCUCCCUGCUAAUCAGAUUCACUUUGAUAAGCUUGAUGGCGUAAAUCAAAGAGAUGCCGAUCUUAUAUUCUUGUGGCAAAGAUACAAGAAAUCAUCCGAAUCAACAAGACCUGAAAUUCUGAGAGAGAUCACAGAGACGUUGACACAUAGGGGGCAUUUAGAUAGUAGCAUUGACAUGAUCGGGGUGCUUCUUUUUGGACCUCAAAAUGGCCGUUCGACCCUCCACUCGGCUAGAGCUCCUGGGUUGCCUCUAGUGGAUGACUGGGAAUGUUUUAAAUCUACGGCUCGGUUAUUUGAGAAGCAUUGUGGGUUGCUAACUCAAUACGGCAUGAAGCACAUGAGAGCCUUUGCAAACAUUUGCAAUAGCUCGGUUGAGAAGUCAAAGGUCGAGGAAGUGUUUAUUGCCACCUGUGGCGGGAAAAACAUCGGACCAUAUGGUACUUUUGGUGCUUAUAGUGUUUGAUUUCAUACAUGUUCCAUCUCAUGUCAUGUUUAUUUAUAUGAUCACAAUGCUUGAUGGUGUUUGUUUCUAGUAUAUGUUUUUGCAUGUUUCGUUUGAAAAUAAAAUGUAUAAUAUGAAUAUUCUUAUAAAGUUGUGUAUGGGUGAAAAGAAAUUGUCAAGUUUAUUAUUACUUAAUUAUUAGUUUGAAUG
Molecule: messenger RNA, 1887 nt
Organism: Helianthus annuus (common sunflower)
Lineage: Eukaryota; Viridiplantae; Streptophyta; Magnoliopsida; Asterales; Asteraceae
Product: legumain
Exons: 9
Coding region: 16-1698 (560 amino acids)
Biological process (GO): vacuolar protein processing
Molecular function (GO): cysteine-type endopeptidase activity
Source: RefSeq, a predicted model, not a curated record